Messenger RNA from Sodiomyces alkalinus F11, 1882 nucleotides. RefSeq lists its product as hypothetical. The transcript has 3 exons. Bases 291 to 1433 code for a protein of 380 amino acids. NCBI's taxonomy places the organism in Eukaryota, Fungi, Ascomycota, Sordariomycetes, Glomerellales, Plectosphaerellaceae. The record is from RefSeq and is a predicted model, not a curated record.
GAAUCUGUGGAAGCCUACCUUAGUUAGUACGUUCUACUCGUCGACUCGUUGAUGACCGGACACACGCCCAGAACCCGAGAGGAACCUUCUAUCUCUAGGCAUGCUUCAACACAUGCAAACUACUCAUAAAAAGCUGACCUGAGAUAGCAUGUCACCUAAAGAGUCUGGCCAUGCCCCGUUCUCACCGUGUAUCAUCAAUCAGUCUGGGAGAUUUAUGGUGGUCAUGACACUUGUCUAGACGGGGAGCGGCAACUAUCAUCGUCGUCAUCAUCAUCAUCAUCAUCAUCAUCAUGAACCUCACGCCCAUAAAAGUCCGCGGAAAGAAACGCAGCAAGGCCACAGCACGGCACAGGGCCGCCCUCGUCGAACGGAGAGCUGCCGCUGCCGCUGCCGCUACCGACACCACUGCCAAGACCAGGGAAAUCCACACGAGAAAACGGCAGCUCCCACGCAAGAAGAGCCUGCUGGAGCGCCAACUUCCCCUCGAGAUCCUCGAGCGCAUCUUCCUCCUCAGCGAGAACGCCGCCUUCCCCCGCUGCAGCCCCCUCCUCGGCCGUCUGCUGUCGGGUCACACCACGCUUCUCGCCGCCCUGAUCGCCGCCUUUGGCCCGACCUGGAACGCCUACUUUGGCGUCAACCAGCACCAAGUCCAGACGUUCCGAGGGCCCGGGGCGGCCUUCCAGCGCGAGGGCCAUCAUCUGGCUGCUAGCCUGUACCCCGGGAACCCGCAAUUCCAGUCAGACAUCCUCGCCUGUCCCUGGGCAACCAUCGACCUCAUCCUCGAAGCCAAGCAAACAUGGGCCCGCCGCUUCGCACGCGAUCGGUGGUACGCCCAUGAUCCCUCCGUCCUCGAGGAAAGCCGCGCCCGCGGCACCCACAAUGUCGCCGGAGGACGGGGCCACUUUGACGCCUCUACCUGUUUUGCCUACGACUUUGACAACAUGCGCCGCGGCGUGGAUCCUCCCAUGCGCCAACCCGCCUCUCCUACUCUCCGUCACAGGUUCGUCACCUACGUUGACGUCCACCCGGAUAUUCGCAUCCCGGACGACUUGGUGGCCGGCCCAUGGACCCCCGAGAUGAUCCGCCGUCUGUUCUGGCUUCGUCGCGGCGGUGCUACCUUUCACGAGUCUCAGACGUGGGAGCUCAGGCUCCAGGGUCUUCGCAAUGGAAUCAUUGAAUGCCCACCCCGUAAUCAUAGUCCGCAUCUCAUCCGCUCUCUUUGUCUCCUCUCCGACUUUUUCUGCGACGAGGACGAGGACGAGGGCCUGUCCGAGACGGAACUGAGACGGGACGCCCCUGUCACUCAGCUGUCUUGGCCCAAGACCAUUAUAGCUGAAGCGUAUGACAAGGUCGCUGACAUUGCGGAAAAGGGAGCCAUAUAUGAAGUCCAUGAGCUUCUUCGCCACAUGGACCAUGUUCUAAAUCUUGUCUGAACCCGCUUUUGGUCGCCUGCCUUCUGGCUAGGCAAGGUAGUCAAGGUGGCAGAGCGGAUAGAAAGUGGAGUGGCACGUUGGGAAGGGCAAAGCUGGGACGGCGGCGCUGGGCAUGCCCGACCAGGACUGAGAGGCGGUUAUUGGUCAUGACUACCGAUCUCUCCUGUUGCACACGAACAAGUUCCAGGUCCCGCUGGCGCGACUUGGGGCGCAGCACAAGACAGCCCAGCCUAUAUACGACUUUGGGGCAAAAUGACCAAUGACCCACCGUGAGGCAUCAUCAUCAUGCCUAUGCAGCAGAAAAUAACAGUCAGCAAGCCAGAUCAUAUUUUGCACAAGAACGUCCCAAGCCCGUCGUAUGGCACGUCUCGGCGCAUCUUCACGCCCGAGCAGCCGGGAGAGUUGUCGCCUCAAAGUCGCCGGAUAUUCUUGGCGCUUCCACAAGAAGA